Messenger RNA from Haliotis rubra (blacklip abalone), 1482 nucleotides. RefSeq lists its product as uncharacterized. The transcript is spliced from 3 exons. NCBI's taxonomy places the organism in Eukaryota, Metazoa, Mollusca, Gastropoda, Lepetellida, Haliotidae. The coding region runs from base 51 to 1010 and encodes 319 amino acids. The record is from RefSeq and is a predicted model, not a curated record.
GUCACAAAUCAGGGGGUGGCUGUCUAGUAAAUUCACUCAGUCCUUCGAAAAUGGGUGCACGCAGAGGCUGGGUCCGAUUCCUGAAGUUCCUUGCCUGUGGUGGCCUUGUCUUCCUUGUGAUCCGGAAAUUGCAGUUUCAACCAUGUUCAGCGGACACCGACAACUUCUUCCGAUCUUAUCCCAAGUUUACCGGAGAUACCCGAGUACCUCCGGACGUAACGGUAGUGACUGCUUUCUUCAGCCUGGGUAACUUCAUAAAAGGUAAAGAUGAGACGUUUGGUCCCACGUUGUAUCUGGAGUGGGCCACUGUGUACAAGCAUCUAAGGAACCCUCUGGUUGUGUACACCGACUCGGACCAGUUUGUGCGACUGUUCACGGACAUGAGACAACACUUGAUGAACAUCACAAAAAUCAUCAAAAUUGAGAAAAAACAAUUAUGGGCGUUUGACCAUUUGGACAAAGUCCGUAACAUAUACUCUGACCCGAAGUAUCCAAAAUACCAACCCAAUACAGUGGUUCCAGAAUACCCAUGUGUUCAAAAUGCAAAAUACUCGUGUGUCGAGAAAGCUAUAGAGAGUGACUUCUUCCAUACCAAAUAUUACAUGUGGGUUGAUGUGGGUUACUUCCGGUUAAUCAUAAGCAGAAAGAGGGACUUCCGGUUGACACUUCCUCGCGACUUUGAUGAGAAGAAAAUAGCUAUCAAUAAAGUGGCUCGAUAUUCUUUGGAGGAACGGCCAGAAGAUAUUUUUAAAAAUAUGUACGUGUGGGUGGGAGGGGGAGUUCUUAUCGCUGAGAAAGGCGUGUUUCGCCAGUUUGUGAUUGAAUACAGAAAGGCCGUGGAACAUUAUCUGGAUUUGAAGCUGAGCAACUCGGAUCAGCAGGUUCUGUUUGCGAUGUACUCAAAAGCGGAGGUACACUUGAAACCUACUGUGCAACUACAGCCAUAUUCGUCUCAUUGGUAUGGAGAUUGCUGGUUCUAUCUCGGGUAUAUUUGCUACAGAGAAGUGUGAGUGAGGGUUUUAUUCCUUUUUGGAUGGUGUUUCAGUUAUAUUGCAUCGUGUCAGCUUGAAGCAGACUUAAUGGGAGACUUGAACUAAGACUUUGAUGAAUCUCAUGAGAUUAUAUGUGGUGAGUGAGUGAGGGUGGUGUUUUAGUAAUAUAUGGUGCUGACAAAAACCCAAAACAAGUAUAAAACCCCCACUCACUCACUCACCAUAUAUAAUAGUAGUAUCAGGAGCAUAGUGCGGAGUGGAACACGACUGGACAAUCUGCUCGCAAGAAUAGUGCGUGGAUGAGUCAUGAAUUCUCAACAGUUAUUGGUGAGUGAGUGAGUUUAGUUUUACGCCGCUUUUAGCAAUUUUCCAGCAAUAUCACGGCGUGGGACACUAGAAAUGGGCCCUUGCCGCUCUUGUCAUGAUUCCUAUCUCCACAGUUGUGUUCUUAUUAAGUAAAUUAUUUAAUUAAAACACACAGGCGUUUUUA